AUUAAUCGUAAUUAUGUGAAAUUAUAAUUGUGUCAUAAUUGCAUAUAUAGGUAAUUAUUGGUAUAUAAAGUAAGGCGGUGUAUCAAACAGUAUGUCGAAGGAUUAAUAGGUCACCAUGACGAUCACAUAUGUGUUAUUGGCUGUAACUGCUCUUUUAAAUCAGGCUCAGUCCCAAAUUUGCAAUGGACCGAAUUUGGCGAUACAACCUGUGCAUCGUACCAUCGCAUCGCCAUCUAUAAAUCCAGUGCCGUUAAUAUCCACCACACUCGUAGACAACAGCGUGGCUAACUCUCUGGCGAACACUCUCCAACUUCUUAUUGUUAGUGAACUAAUAGAGAGUUCCUUGUAUCCUUCAUCAGUCGUUGUACCGCCUAUAGUCAAUAACAUCAGACCUAUUUAUGAUGCUAUUGGCACUAUUGGAAAGACUGUAAUUGAUGUUGCCCCAAUUGUGGAAGUAAUCGAUAUUGAACCAAUUUACCCAGCUAUUGAUGUAAUAUAUCCAACAGUUGAAAUAACACCGGCUCCGGUAGUGGAGAUUACAAGUAAUGUAGUCAGCACUAUUACUGAGGUAACGCCUGUUAUUGGAGGCGUCACUGAAAUCAUAAAACCAUUCCCUAAUCAUUAUGGUUAUACUGAAAUAGUUGCACCUGUUAAUGAGAUAGAUAUAUACACUACUGUCACAGAAGUCGUAAAUCCGUUGCCUCUGACUCCUAAAAUCUAUGGUGGUUUCAAUGAAAUAACUACUUUCACUCCAGGUUACCUGACUGAGGUAACUGAGGUGAUCGCUCCUGUGGUUGAAGUAAUUACUCCAUUAGUGCAUGAAGUUAUCGCCCCAGCUGUACCGUUGCCUUUAAUUCCCGAACCCUGCGGUGUAAUCCCAGAUCAUGUUCCUCCACCAGGUCCUGUAACAUAUCCAGCUGAAAUUAUGUUUCCUACCUCGGCUCCAGCCCAUCUAAGAUAUAAAUUCCCAUGCCAUUGUCCAAUGCCGCAUCCAUUUUAUUGAGGUUCAUAAGUAAUCAUUUUCAAGUUACAAAUGAAUGUUUUAAUUCUUUAUAAAAAUUAUAUAUAUAUAUAUAUAAAAAAAAUUAAGGCAGUAUACGAAUGUACACAAUGUGCAUUGUGUAAGUAUGAAAAAGAAUAUAAAAUAUUGGCUGUACACAUGAGAUUUGGAGAUAUUAAAGUUUUUGAUGUUUUAUUAUAUAUAUGUAUUAUUAUGUAUUAACUUUUCCAUAUUGUAUGUUGUUUUGUUUCAAACA
This is a messenger RNA of Galleria mellonella (greater wax moth), 1256 nucleotides long. RefSeq lists its product as uncharacterized. The record is from RefSeq and is a predicted model, not a curated record. Lineage: Eukaryota; Metazoa; Arthropoda; Insecta; Lepidoptera; Pyralidae. The coding region runs from base 116 to 1003 and encodes 295 amino acids. The transcript is spliced from 2 exons.